Molecule: messenger RNA, 1614 nt
Organism: Ficedula albicollis (Collared flycatcher)
Lineage: Eukaryota; Metazoa; Chordata; Aves; Passeriformes; Muscicapidae
Product: C-factor-like
Exons: 9
Coding region: 732-1511 (259 amino acids)
Source: RefSeq, a predicted model, not a curated record
GAAUGCCAGUCCAGCCAUCUGGGAGAUCUUCAGUGAGAGAUCAGUCUGAGACAGAAGCUGAAAGGCCCAAAGCUUUGUAUUGCUGGUAAAUAUCCUGGGUGCCUGAGUCCUCUGUGGCUCUGAACAAAAGGAACAGCUCGACUUAGGACUGUAUCCCAAGGGAUGGGGUGCAUGACCUGCUGCCUGGUGCUGUGCCAGUCGUGCAGGUCCCCAACCUUCUGCCAGGAGUCCACGCCAGGUUUGCUCUCCCACUCCAAAGGUCUUUUGCUGCACAAUGAGGGAGAGGUUAUUGUCUUGGAAGAAGCAGGAGCAAGGCAGAGAAUAUUUGCUCAGGGCCAUCUGAGGCACAGCCUGGUACACUGUGCAAAGACCAUCAAGCCCACAGGAUGCUCGUAAAGGUGUCAAGCCCACCUGAGCCUUGGAGCUUCCCACAUCAACCCACAUACUGCUCCCUCCCUCUUCACCCACAACAGCCCCACCUGGCUUAUGGUGUCAGGUUACCCAAGGAAUGCAUAAUUUACCUGGAAAAGCCAAGUGAUUUUUGCCUAUAGGUACCUAGGGUUGGUCCCCAGCCAGGAUAUAUGUCCUGGAGCUGAAAGAGGUGGAGCAGUUGCUCCUCCUGGAGAGAAGCCAGCAUUGGCGCAAGCUGUGAGUGAGUGAGGUGGGACUCACUCUAAGGAAAUAUUAGAGAGCUGGUUAAACAGUGAGAGCUGGAGCAGAGGACAAGCAGCAUGGCAGAGCUCAGUGUCCGCUCCGUUCUGGUCACUGGGGCCAACCGAGGCAUCGGCCUGGGACUCGUCCAGCAUUUCCUGAGGAUGCCAAAACCACCACAGUGGAUCUUUGCAGGCUGUCGGGACCCCAAGGGACAGCGAGCACAGGAGUUACAGAAUUUGGCCUCCAAGCACCCCAACAUCAUCAUCAUCCCGCUCGAAGUCGCCAACCCCGCCAGCAUCAAGGCAGCUGCAGCCAAGGUUGGGGAGCACCUGGGGGGCUCUGGGCUCAACCUCCUCAUCAACAAUGCUGGAAUGGUCAAGUCAAAUACACUUGAUACUGAGACACUGGAGGACAUGAGCGAGGUUUAUACCACCAACACCAUUGGGCCCCUGCUGAUGGGCCAGGCAUUUCUGCCCUUGCUGAAGAAGGCUGCCCAGGGGAGCCCAGGCUCAGGGCUGAGCUGCAGCAGGGCUGCCAUGGUCAAUAUAUCCAGCAUUGGCGGCUCCAUCGGUUCAUUCUUUGCUUGGGACAUAGUUCAAGCCACCUCGUACCGCUGCAGCAAGGCUGCUCUGAACAUGCUGAGCAAGUGCCAGUCCCUGGCGUACAAGGAGCACGGCAUCCUCUGCGUCGCUCUCCACCCCGGCUGGGUGCAAACCGAUUUGGGCGCUGCUGCUGGACACCCGCCACCUACGACAGUGGAUGACAGCGUGCAAGGGAUGCUGAAGGUCCUCUCCUCCCUCUCUGAGAAGGACACCGGAGCCUUCCUGGACUGGGAAGGGAAGGUCAUACCCUGGUGAGACACCACUUCAGGAUCCUGGUGGCCAAGGAUUACCUUUGGCACUGCUCCCAUGUCUGCCACAUCCUCAAUAAACUCCUGCUGUGACCCCAAGCUCUGUUGUG